This is a messenger RNA of Necator americanus (New World hookworm), 600 nucleotides long. RefSeq lists its product as uncharacterized. Bases 1 to 600 code for a protein of 199 amino acids. The record is from RefSeq and is a predicted model, not a curated record. Lineage: Eukaryota; Metazoa; Nematoda; Chromadorea; Rhabditida; Ancylostomatidae. The transcript has 2 exons.
AUGCCGCUGUGUCUCACUUUCAUCGAUUUAAAGAAACCCUUUGAUACAAUUGAGACCGAAGCAGUCAUUGAGGCAUUGGACAACCAAGGCGUCCGUACUCCAUACAUAAAGAUACUUCGUGAAUUGUAUAGCAAAUCCACUACUAAAAUUUCCCCAUUCUACACUGAUGUCAUAAUCGACGUGAAGAGAGGGCUUCGUCAGGGUGACGCAAUUUCACCCAAAAUAUUCAGUGGCAUUCUCAAGAACGCGAUGCGAGUAUUGCAUCAACCAGGUGGUAUGCUGGCCGGAUUUAAUGAAACGUGUAAUAAGAUCGGUCUUCAGCUGAACAUAGGCAAGACUAUGUUUAUGAGGAACGGAUUGGUUUGUGAUGCCCCAUUCUCGCUCAACGGAAAGAACAUAUCCGAGUGCUCCAGCUAUGUAUAUCUAGGUCGGGAAAUUAACAUGAUGAACGGCCUGACUCUCGAGCAGGGCAGAAGGAAACGAGCGGCUUGGGGAGCGUACAAGAGCAUCGAGGAUGUAGUGAAGAAGACCAGGAACACUCGGCUCCGUGCCCACCUUUUUGACACCACCGUACUUUCUGCCUUGACCUACGCUUUAUAA